AUGAGCCCCGACAAAAAAGAAAAAUGGAGGUGCAAAGUUUGCCGUUCUAAGAACAAUCGUGCUGAUAUAGACGGGGUCGAUGCUAGCUCUGACUCGAUUUCGUCCUGCGAAACCACGACACUCACGGCGCAAAUCCUGACCAUCAACGAAAAGCUAGAUUCAAUACUUUCUCUGAAGGCUAGCGUAAAUUUACUGCUCGAGCUUCCCGCAAAGGUGAAUGAGCUCUUGCUCCUCAAGCCUACCAUAGAUCUCAUGAAAGUGACUGUGGAGGAGGUUCAAACUUCCAUUUCCUUCCUAGGAAAGAAAUACGAUAGCCUCCUCGCCACGGUGUCUGCUCAUGCGACCGACAUGAACGAGCUGCGUACGGAAGUGGCUUCACUAAAGGACACGGUUUGCGAACAGGCACAUACUAUCCAAAGCCUCCAAGCCGAGAUGAACGACGCUGACCAACGCGGUCGCCAACAUAUUAUGGAAAUUCAUGGAAUGACCGUCAAACCCGACGAGGCUCUCCCUUCCAUCUUAGCGGGGCUGGCAGACAAGCUAGGAAUUCCGGGACAUCAACCAGCUGAUGUCGUGUCGGUUUUCAGGCUACCAGGCAAACGAUCCAUAAAACCACCUAUUUUGGUCAAGUUUACAUCUGUAGCCACUAAAGACAAAUGGAUGCAAGCUCGUAGCAAGCUCAGGCAAUUUUCUCGGGACAAUCCACCCGAAAGACUGUAUUUCAACGACAGCUUAACUCAGACCAACAGAGAACUUUUCUGGCAGCAAAAGAAACGCAACCUCAAGAAACAGGUGGAAAGACAGAGGAGCUUCAGAAGCUACGAGGAGUGCCAUGUUGCCGACCUGUCCUACAUCAACAAACCAGCAGCAGAGGAGCAACAUUCUGCUGUCUUCCUGCUUGAGCAGAUUUCAUACUUCAGGUGA
Molecule: messenger RNA, 924 nt
Organism: Ixodes scapularis (black-legged tick)
Lineage: Eukaryota; Metazoa; Arthropoda; Arachnida; Ixodida; Ixodidae
Exons: 3
Coding region: 1-924 (307 amino acids)
Source: RefSeq, a predicted model, not a curated record